AUGGAACUUGACACAGGAUGCGAUUACUGUGGUGCUACCGAAACGUUAGCUCAUGCUCUUGUUGAGUGUCCAAAAGCAAGACUUUGUUGGCAGUUUUUUGGUGUUCAACCUAAUAUUGGCAACUUUCCAAAUUUCUUACAGAUGCUCGAACAUUUAAACAAGGCGUGGGAGAGCGCAUUUUUUGACAGUUUUAUUAUGGGCUUGUGGAGUGUUUGGCUGAGCCGUAAUGAGCUAAAAUGGAACCAUGUGGAAGAAGGACCUUAUCAUGUGGUUACUCGAGCCAGAAGUGUGCUUGCAUCUUGGAAGAAAGCCCAGCUGAAGUUGUCAGGUUCGGAUACAGGCAUAGGUGCUUCUGCAGGUAGUCAAUGGCUUCCGCCACCUACUGGCACUUUUAAAAUAAACUUUGAUGUUACUCUUCUCCCCUCUGUUGGCCAUGGAGCUAUCGGUGCUGUAAUCUCAAACUGCCAUGGCGGGUUCGUAUCAGCAGCAAUGUCUUCUCUGCAUGGUUGUUCUUCCCCAGCAGUAGCAGAAGCUCAAGCGUUAAGAAAGGUAUUAUCCUGGGUGCUAUCAGGUCAUCCUAAUCUGACGAUCCAAAUUGAAACCGAUUGCCUGCAAGUUUAUCAUGCUAUGAAGAGUUCUGCCCACGACUGGUCUGAGUUUGGAGUUGUUAUCUCUGAAUGUAAACUUCUCUUAGUCCAAUUGCCUAGUGUUACCUUGGCUUGGAUUAGAAGACAAGCAAAUGAUACUCUGCUCACGAUCUGGUUCUGA
Molecule: messenger RNA, 768 nt
Organism: Jatropha curcas
Lineage: Eukaryota; Viridiplantae; Streptophyta; Magnoliopsida; Malpighiales; Euphorbiaceae
Source: RefSeq, a predicted model, not a curated record